UGCUCUGGAUUCCAGUGACGUGGUGCUGACGGCUGCCUCCGGACUGAACCCUGCUUCUGAAUCUGGACGCGGAUUAAAGCUCUCCCGUGGCGGGUCCGGAUCAUGCACAAUGGAGAAUUCCAUCUCUGAGGCAGAUUUAAUUGGCAGCAGUUAUGUUCGCAUUACCAAACUUUGCUGUGAACAGGGUGGUGCAUAUCCUAGGAAAUUUUCACAAGUUAAGGCAAAUCUGGAACUGGAUAUCUGCAAAAUUUGGUGUAGUAAGCCACUUCAUGUCCUUCGAGAUUACUGUGAUGUCAUUAAAAUAUACAUCUUCUGGCCGCUUCUUUUUCAACGUGAACAGAAUCCUGUAGUAUCUCAGUUACAUCCUUGUAUAGACAUCAGCUCUAGUACUUGUGAAUUAAGUUUGAAGAGAUUGCAGCAUAUUGAAUUGCUGGAAGAUAUUGUGGAUUUGGCAAAGAAAGUUGUGGAUGAUCAGUUCUUUAUCGGUGGUAUACUGAGAAUUGGUUAUAAGAUAGAAAAUAAAAUCUUGGCAAUUGAGGAGGCUUUCAACUGGGUGAAGUAUACAGGAGAAUUCAGAGUUCUGCGUAAAUUGGAGAGGGCUGAAAAUUGUUGGCCUAUGCUAAGUAUUUUCUUUACUGAAUACAAGUACCAUAUAACCAAAGUUGUACUGGAAGACUGCAAUUUAGUUGAAGAAUUUGAAUAUCAGAACUGUGCUGCUUGUAUAAAGGAAGGUGAAAUUAUGAAAACAAGAGGAAAUGAAGAAUUCUCAGAAGAGAGGUUUGAUACUGCUAUCACAUAUUAUACCAGAGCAAUUGAAUUUAGACCUGAAAAUCACCUACUUUAUAGUAAUCGAGCUCUUUGUUUCCUUCGUACUGGUCAAUUCAAGAGUGCACUUGGUGAUGGAAAAAGGGCCACUAUUCUGAAAUACAAUUGGCCAAAGGGCCAUUAUCGUUUUUGUGAUGCUCUCUCAAUGCUGGGGGAGCAUGCCUGGGCAUUAGAAGCAAAUGAGAGAGCUCAGCAUCUUUGCAGAAACUACCCUGAUGGAAUGAAGGAUCUUACUCAGCAGAACGUAAAAUUACAAAAAGAAGUGGAAGAAUUACGAGGUUCAAAACACGGAAAUCAUCAAAUAAGGAAAUCGUUUUAUGGGAAAAAGUUAUCUUCAGGUUAUAAUUCUCCAAGACCUUUACAUUAUGGUUUUCUUAAUUUUAUGGAAACCAAUGAAGAAAACAAGGUAUUGAGAUUAGCAUCGAAAUAUCGUGACUAUUAUCAGUAUCAGAAUUUGAAGGUAUCUCGUGAAAUUUUGAAAUUAGAAAAUAAAGAGUACCCAUUGGAGUUGCCACCAGGUCAUAGCCCUAAAUAUAAAGGAAAAUCAAAGAACAAAAGUGAUGAUAUGGGAAAGCCAAGCCUGCAACUGAAUUUACAAAUAGAUUUGCAAAGCUUGUUGGAUAAACAGUUCAGUAAAUCUUCCAGAGCUGUACAACAGGAUUUUGCUAUAUUGAUAAAAAUGCUGCAGUCCCUUAUUGAAGAAGGUUGCACAGCCUUGAUGGACCAACAUUGUCGAAGUGCAGCAAAAGCCUUUUCACGGUUGUUAAGUGACUUGGAUCCCAAUAAAUUGAAGCAACUGAACCUUGCCCUUAUUAACUAUGUCCUAGUAAUCUAUGGUUAUGCCAUCUCUCUUCUUGGAAUAGGAAUGCCUGAGGAAUUAUCAGAAGCUGAAUAUCAAUUUAAGAGAAUUAUUGAGCAAUAUCCCAAUGAAGGAGUUGACUGCUUAGCCUAUUUUGGAAUUGGAAAAGUAUAUUUGAAAAAGAAUAGAUUUUCAGAUGCACUUGGUCAUUUUGAAAAAUCUAAGACCAUGAUUAAACUUAUUCCUGGAGUAUUGACUUGGCCUACAACUAAUGUGGUUAUUGAAGAAUCUCAAGCUGAGAAAUUGCAGUUGAUAUUGGAAAAUCAUAUUGAAGAAUGCAAAUUCCCACCAGAUCCAGAUGCAGUUUGUUGUUAUCAGAAGUGCCAUGGAUAUUCCAAAAUCCAGAUAUAUUUAAAUGAUCCAGACUUCAAGGGUUUUAUACGAAUUAACUGCUGCCAGUUUUGUAGGGUAGAAUUUCACAUUAGCUGUUGGAAAAAAUUAAAAACAACAAUUUUCAAUGAUAAAAAUGACAAGGAUUUUCUCCAAGGAACAUGUCUUACUCCUGACUGUAGAGGUAUUAUUUCUAAGAUUGUUAUCUUUGGUGCAACUGGUCAUAUUAAAUGUGAAUUUGAACAUAGAGUCACAAAAGAAAGGGAUCCACCAAGACCUGUCAUGAAGCAGAAAUGUUCUAGCCUAGAGAAGAUAAAAGUUAAAGAAGAAAGAAAAGUAAAAAGAAAACUUCAAAAAAGAGAAGCAAGAAAAUUAGCAAAAGAGAGAAUGGAAGAAAAAACUAGAGAAAGCAGCUUAUCUAAGCAUGGUGACCAUAAAGGAUUUGUACAAAGUUGCCAAUUUCCCGAUGAUAGGAUUUUGCAGUGUAUAAAACAAAAUGCUGAUCAAAUUAAAUCUGGCAUUCAGGACACCUCCAAACUCCUCAGAGAGUUGCUUUCUUGGAAGGUAAUAAACACGGAGGAUUGUUCAGAUGCUUUUUUUGAUAGCAAUUUUCUAGCUGAAACAGUGGAGCAUCUCAUCGAGCAUUUGAUAAAGAAAAACAGUAGAGUAAACACAAGAAUUUUUCUGCAUGUAUUGAGUGAGAUUGAAGACAUAAGUCCCAAACUACGUGAUUGGAUCCAGAAACUCAAUAGUUUAGGUUUGGAUGCUACAAGGAUGUUUUUUUCUCGUUAUGGUGAUUGUAUUAAAAAGCUUGAUUUUAAACUCAUAACUGUUCUCUGGGGUGAGAAAUAUGGUCAUAAACUAGACCACAUAAUCACCAGUUGUGAAGAGAGAAGAAUAGUUGAAUAUUUCAAUAAUCCAGGAUCAUUGAAGGAAGCUCGCUAUAUAAUAUGGCUAUUAGAAGAAAAUAGAGAGAAGUUUCCAGCCCUGCAUAAUGCUUUAGAUGAAUUCUUUGAUAUAAUGGAUGGCCCUUGCACUAUAUUAAAGAAACAAGAAACUGAAGAAACUUCAACUAAUGGUAUUAAGGUAAAGAACAAAACCAGAAAAAAGAAGCAUAAAGAAUCAAAGCCUGUUUUUAUACUCUCUGGAGUUGGUGGAGUAACACAAAAUGAUGAUAAAACUGGUACAGAUGAAAGUAGUUUACUUCAGUCAAAUUCUUAUGACCCAUUUGUAGUACCCGAUUAUCUUCGAGAUGAAGUAGAAGAAUUUGAAGCUCUAUAUGAAAAAAAUAGUUCAAAUAACUGCAAUUAUCAGAAGUUGUUGGACAGUAACCUAGACCCAAAAUAUGAACCAUUAUAUGACUAUUUUUCUCAGAUCCUGGAAGAACAUGGCCCUUUGGAAAUUGAUGACAAGUUAUUGGUUGGAGAAUAUGAACAUUUUCCUGAAGAAACUAGGAAGAUUGUAGAGGAGGCAGGAGGCUUAAAAUCUUUUCUUUUGGAUUCUCUUCGCUUUGUUAUGAUAGACAAUUAUAUUGGAUUGAUGAAAGAUGCUGUUCAACUUAAGAAAAAUAAGACCACUGGAGCAGCGGGGGAAGAAAGUACUAGUUUGGAUGAGAAAGACUCAGUGUUCUCUCCAUGCUUUCAGAAAAAUGCUUCCCAGCUCAGACUACAGUUGAAUCCAGCAGCUAAGGAAUUUAAACCAGUAUCUUCUAAUUCUUUCGUACCAGGAUCUAAAAAUAAAAAAAUAAAUAAAGCUGCAAAGUAUGUAACCCCAGGAUAUAUGCCAUAUAUUCCUUUUAAUACAGUUUUUCCUAAUCAAGGAUUUGACACCAGUAACGCAUCAGUAUCUUAUGCAAAUAUGUUGCCACAGUCGACUCAAUGCAUUAGUGUAUACACAACUGUAUCUGAUAUAUCUUCAGAUUAUCAAACAAAAAGAAAAGUACCACUAGUGUCAGCUGUGUCUCCCAUCACAGAUACUGAAAGACCAAUCCUUGAACAAGAAGGUUCCUCUGAUAAACUUACUUGUGAAAAACAGAUUGAUCAGGACACUCAGAAAACAACGGUAAAGUCAGAAAAAGAUAAUACUGACAAAGAUGCAUACAUCAGCAAUAAUGAUCAUUGUGAUUUUGGUACUAGUAAACUGGAAACAGAAAUGAAAAAUACUGAUGUCAUUAAAAGUACUCCAUGUGUACGAAUGGUUGCCAUACAGGUGAAAAAAGACUUAAUCCACCAGGAGGUUAAUACGGUGCCUUUUAGUCCAUUUGAAACACAACAAGGUGAUAUUUUACGAAUGGAAAAGGAACAUCAAGUAUUACAAGAGCAACUUAAAGAAGCAAGGGAAAAAUAUGAACAGUUAAAAUGUAGAAGUACAGAGGAGACCAGAGAGCUGGAAGAAAAACUGAAAAGAACAACAGAAGAAAAUAAGAUUUCCAAGACUGAAUUGAAUUGGUUUCAUCAAGAUUUGGAAAUAGAAAUGAAAAAAUGGCAACAGGAAAAAAAGGAAAAUCAAGAAAAAUUAAAAACUCUAAGAAAUAAAGUUAAAAAGCUUACAGAUACCAGUGAAAUAUAUUCAAGGAAUAACGAAGAAAAGGAUCAACAAUAUGCAUCACACUUGGAUGAAUUUCUCAAAAUCAGUAAUAAAUUUGCAAAUGAAAAAUUGAAAAUGGAGGAACUUAUAAAGAAGGGAAAAGAGAAUUACCAUGAAACUAUUAAAAGAGCUACGGCUGCAGAGGUAUCCGUACUUGAAAACUGGAAAGAUACUGAUGUGAAUAAAUUGCAGAUCAAUGCAUCAAAAGCAGAAAUGUAUGUUAAGAACCUAAAGUCUAUGAACAGUGGUUCUGCAUCAUAUCUUAAUUUGGAAUCUGAGAUUAAUCACUGGGAGUCAUUUAUUUCAAAAAUAAAAGAAGAAAUUGAGAAUGCAGAGUUGGAGUUUGAAGACCGAAUUCAGAAAGUUAAAGCUGGUUCUCAACUUGAUAAACUUUCUAAAGUAAAAGUUCCUGAAUUUCCAUUGCCUGCAAGUAAUUUAUUAAUUCAAGACACUCAUAUUAAUGAUCCAGCUAUUAUGACAUAUUCUACACAAGUUCAUCCUAAAUUACCUCCUGAAUUUUCAUGUCCUGAUGAUCAAAGUCCAGUGAUUACCCCAACUAACUUAUUAACUGGAAACCAAGCCCUGGCACCUCAGAACACAAGUCUGCAUUCCGUCGGUGACUGCUCAAUGGAGAUACCUUCUGUACUUUUACAAGCAUCUUAUACUGAUCCGUGUCAGGUCACCCAGUCAUCAUUGGUUGAAAAGGAUACUCAAUUCAGUCAAAGCUCCGAAGGUGUUGCACAGACAUGUGCCGGCACUCCAACCCAGCCACAGAAGAAUCCUUUUAACGGUGUGAUUGAGCAUCUGGCAACCAUAUUCCCAAAUUACAGCAGUGCUGAGCUUUUGAAUUUUAUCCAGAAAGUACAAAAUCAAGACACAAUCACACAUGCACGUUUGGAGUCUGAUGAAAUUGUCAGAAGUGUAACAGAACUCAUUCUAGAUGAGCAGAAUAAAAAAACGGCAGUUCAAGGAAACUACAUGAACACUGUAUCUAGUGCUGCUGCUGAAUCUUCUGGUCUUAGACAUUCAGCAGAAAAUGUAUCAGUAUCUAGUCCCUCCAUAGUCCCAGCUUCCCAGACAGUUGCCAACAGACCCUGGGUAGUUGUUGGAGGACCCUCCAAGUCAGAGUGGCAAAAAUCAAAUGAUUCCCUUGCCUGCAGUGAUGAUCCCUGCAUAAUAUGCUAUGAAGACCUAGACCAGGAGCAUGUAUGUGAGAUGGAUUGUGGGCACCAGUUUCAUAAAUGGUGUAUUGAGCAGUGGCUUAAAGAACAGAGUACAUGCCCAACAUGCCGUGAAUAUGUCCUGUUAGCAGAAGAAUUUCCUGCACUUUCUGGAUCAGGCCGGCCUGCUUAAAAUUUAACAACUGCCUUACUGCUAUUCCAUUUAGCCAAAAGUUCCCUAAAUAUUAAUGUUGAACAUAAGUAACUAUAUCGCAAACACAAAAUACACUUGAAUAUGUGAAGCAUGUAUACGUAUUUGAAGAAAAACUAUUACUAUACUACCCAAUAGUACACAAUCACAAAAUAAUUGAUUACUACUUAACAUAUGAAUAGUAUAUAAGAUUUUUUUUUUUACUGCAAAUUUGGAAAAGAAAUCAGAUGUCUGCAAAUGAAAUAAGGUUUCCUCAUCUGUAAAAAGUACUCAUGAUCUCUAAGGAUUUUUCACUUCUAACAUUCUCUAUGACUCUUUGAUCAUAUCUUUACAUAUGGCAAAGUGACUAAAUUUAGUGUCAGAGUUUUUAUUGGAGAGACACUUCAGAGAUUGAAAGGUUCCAUUAAGAAAUGUAUUUUGAAUUAAAGCUUCUCAUUUUCCCCUUAAUGGUUUGGAAAAUGUGGUUGCUUGAAAAUAUGAUUAAGCUUUGUUCUUUUCCCGUAAUCUGCAUUAAAAGUAAAUUUGAGGAAGCCAUGGUUUUAUAAUCUGUACUAAAUAUUUAAGCAUUGGCUUAAUUUUGAUUGAAGUAUUCCAAUCUUACCCUCUUUCAGAUAGGCCAGGCUUAGCUUUGCUUUUUAUUUCAUGAGUCUAUUGUAAAAUUAUUUUAUGCAUAAGUUUAUAAUCUGCCUAAUGUCCUUUCCCCCUGUAUUUUUAUUGGAAAUAGAUUUUAUUCAAUAUUAGUAAAGUUACUUAGUUCUCUGAAUUGUAUAGACUAUAUAUGUUACUAUAUAGGCUACCAGAACCCUGAACUAGGAAUUCAUUCUUCAAUAGUAGGAGUAGAAUUUCUUUACACACAUGAUUAUUUAUUAAGUUUAUUUUCUAUGCUCACCACAUUAUGAGGAAAACAAAGGCUGAAUAACAUCACCACCAUUGUCUUUCCAAAUUUGUUCCCAAAUAUAGACUACAUCCCUAAAUUGAGAUGUCUCUGAAAGGAAAUAAUUGGUUGUCCUCACAUUGUACUCUCAACCUAACCAAGGUAUUGGGUGAAGGGAAGAGUUCAGCUUAUAUUUAGAUUAAUAUAACACAUUAAUCAACUUGAUUUUACUCCUAAACAACUUCCAAAAACUGGUAAGAAAUCUUGAAUUUAGUGAUAUAUAGGCAGAAAGUUUAAUUAUACUGUUAAUCAGUUAAUCCUGAAUAAAUUCCAUUUCUCUGAAACUGGAAUGGUUGGAAAAAAAAAACAUUUUAAAUGUGGUCUGCAUUGUUUUUGAAAUUGGUGAGUUUCUCUAAAUUUAUCUCAUAAGUUUUCAUAUUAAUAUUUCAACCACUAGGGCUCACUUCUUACCUAAUUGCUUCUUAGAAAAUUGAGAAAUUAAUGGAUUUGUUCAAAAAAUGCUUAUUGGACACCUAUUUUAAAAAUUCUUCUUAUUUCAAUAAAAUCUUGUAAUGUACUUUGUAGUUAUUGUUGACCCAAUAAUCUUUAAAAUAAAUACCACCUUAAUUAACA
Trichosurus vulpecula (common brushtail) is the source of this 7478-nucleotide messenger RNA. RefSeq names its product tetratricopeptide repeat domain 3 (gene TTC3). Lineage: Eukaryota; Metazoa; Chordata; Mammalia; Diprotodontia; Phalangeridae. The transcript is spliced from 46 exons. The record is from RefSeq and is a predicted model, not a curated record. Gene Ontology annotation, biological process: ubiquitin-dependent protein catabolic process. Gene Ontology annotation, molecular function: ubiquitin-protein transferase activity; protein binding. The coding region runs from base 110 to 5953 and encodes 1947 amino acids.